ACCCGCACUCGCACUCGCACUUUUCAGUCAGGACUUCGGUGUGUCCGGGUGGUUCCACCAGCCAGCAGCAGCAGCACAACCAAGGAAAGCCGACGAGAUGCGGAUGCCUCUGCUGCUGUUGGCCGCGCUGUGUGCCGUGGGCUCGGAGCCCGUGACGCUGGUGCAGGAGGCGGAUGUGAGCCCCACGGAAGAGUCGGCCCUGCUCCGACCCAAAGUCCUGAUCGCCAUCCUGGCUCGCAACGCGGCGCACAGCCUCGCUCAUUACCUGGGAUGCAUCGAGAGGCUGGACUACCCCAAGGAGCGCAUCGCAAUCUGGGCCGCCAGCGACCACAACGUGGACAACACCACGGCCAUGUUGCGAGAAUGGCUGAUGAACGCCCAGCGUCUCUACCAUUACGUGGAGUGGAGGCCCAUGGAGGAGCCCAGGUUCUACACGGACGAGUGGGGUCCCAAGGACUGGUGUUCAUCCAGGUUCAACCAUGUGAUGAAGCUGAGGCAGGCGGCGCUCAAGGCGGCCAGGGAACGAUGGGCUGACUUUAUACUGUUUGUCGACAGUGACAACCUUCUCACCAACCCGCGUGUGCUCAACCUGCUUAUCGCCGAGAACUUGACCGUGGUCGCCCCCAUGAUGGAGUCCCGCUCCUUGUACUCCAACUACUGGUGCGCCAUGACCCCACAGGGCUAUUACAAGAGGACCCCAGACUACCAGCCCAUCCGUGAGUGGAAGCGUCUGGGCUGCUUCCCGGUCCCCAUGGUGCACAGCACCUUCCUGUUGGACCUGAGACGGGAGUCCAGCCGAGAUCUGGCCUUCUACCCGCCUCACCCCGACUACAGCUGGUCCUUCGAUGACAUCAUGGUGUUUGCAUUCUCCGCACGUCAAGCGGAUGUGCAGAUGCACGUGUGUAACAGAGAGCACUACGGGUUCCUUCCCGUCCCCCUCAAACAACACCAGACUGUGGAGGAUGAGCGUGAGAGUUUCAUCCACACCACCACGGAGGCCUUGAUUGAGCACAGUCUUGAGCCUUCUGAGCAUCUUCACGUUCCGCCGUCUCCGCGGGACACCAUGACUUUCGAUGACAUCUUCCUCGUCAACCUGAAGCGUCGGCUGGACAGAAGAAGCCGGAUGUUGAAGACCAUGUCGGCGCUGGGCCUGCACGUCACGCUCUUGGACGCCGUGGACGGCAAAGCCCUCAACACGUCCCGGCUGCAGGCGCUGGGGAUCGAAAUGCUGCCCAGCUACAAGGACCCGUACUCGGGCCGGAUUCUGACCCGAGGCGAGAUCGGCUGCUUCCUUAGCCAUCACUCCAUAUGGAGCCAGGUGGUGGAGCGCGGCCUCCGCAAAGUUCUUGUUCUAGAGGACGACGUGAGGUUCGAGCCCCGCUUCAAUCGACGACUCCAGGCCAUUAUGGAGGAUACGGAUAAAGCCCAGCUGGACUGGGACCUCAUCUACGUGGGGCGCAAGCGCAUGCAAGUGAAGCAGCCCGAGCGCUCCGUGGACGGCGUCAACAACCUGGUGGAGGCCGACUACUCGUACUGGACGCUAGGCUACGCGCUGUCGCUGCAGGGAGCCACCAAGCUGCUGAACGCCAAAGGCUUCAGCAAAAUGCUGCCCGUCGACGAGUUCCUGCCCGUCAUGUUCAACAAACACCCCAACGUGGACUACAUGUCCCACUACGAGCCGCGAGACCUGCGAGCCUUCUCGGUGGAACCGCUGCUCAUCUACCCCACGCACUACACGGGCGAGCCGGGCUACAUCAGCGACACCGAGACCUCCACCAUCUGGGACGACGAGGCCGUGGCUACCGACUGGGACCGGCGGCUCGCCCGCAAGAGCACCCAGCAGGGCCGCAUCCGGAGCGUGGCCCAGAACAGCGUCACGGGGGACUCACCGCUGCCCGCCGCCAGGACCUCGCGGGACGAACUGUGAAGUGGUGGGAGUUUUGGAACGAGUGUGAAGGUUUUGGAAAAGACACUUGAAGUGGAGAUACUGUAUAUUCGUAAGAUGAGCAAGUGCCUUAAUUUAUUCCCAGCGUGCCUCUUUUGGUCAUUUGUACUACCCCAUUUCCUCAAAUCGUGGCCGUCAUCCAACUAAAUUAAAUACGUUCCUCAAAUAGACGCUUCUUUUUUU
This is a messenger RNA of Syngnathus acus (greater pipefish), 2128 nucleotides long. It is a transcript of the gene colgalt2, whose product is annotated as collagen beta(1-O)galactosyltransferase 2. The transcript has 12 exons. NCBI's taxonomy places the organism in Eukaryota, Metazoa, Chordata, Actinopteri, Syngnathiformes, Syngnathidae. Bases 98 to 1927 code for a protein of 609 amino acids. The record is from RefSeq and is a predicted model, not a curated record. Gene Ontology annotation, molecular function: procollagen galactosyltransferase activity.